AAUGGCUGAUGAUAAAAAAGGUGCGACAUUUUCGUUGAAAGUGAUGAUCAAUAAAGAGAGAACUAAGGUGCUCUUCGCAGACUCCGACAGCCAUUUUGCAGACAUUUUGUUAAGCUUCUUGAGUUUGCCAUUGGGAAGAAUUGUGAAAGUCCUCGAGAAGCACUAUGGAGACGAGGCGCCUACCAUUGGUAGCUUAAGCAGUUUGUACCGUAGCUUAGUAAAUCUCGACAGUGCAUAUUUCUGGACUGAUGGAGCUAAGCAAACUUUGCUUGAUCCAACAAGUUCAUUGGAAGAUGAAUACAGGAGGCUGAAACUCGACAUCGCUGAUUUUCAGCCUGCUGAAUAUUUCUCUUGUAGUAAUACACAGUAUCACAUUCCGUCUUAUAGGUUUCGUAGCGUAGGCAUUUACUAUGAUCAUAUCAAGAGGUGCAAAAUUUGCUCAUUUGGUAUUUUUAUUAAAGAAGUAGCUAAGAAAGGGUCUGAAGCUGCUGCAUCUAGAGAUGGAGUUUUCACCAUGAAUACAUCAUCUUUCAUAAUCUCUGAUGAUCUCCACAUAUUCCCAAAUGAGACAGGGCUCUUAGGCGUCAUUAGCUUUCUUGGCAUUACAGACAUGGAUAACGCCGAGCAAAUCAAGGUGGAUUUGGGCUUCACUGAGAUUAUGAAUUUGUUGAAGGCUUCCUUGACGUCCCCAACUCCAUUGUCGGACAUCAUCCUAAAUAAAACAACACAGCUGGUUAACUCUAAAUUCAUGGUGACUCAACCACACACUACAGAGGAAGAGAAUCCAAACAACUCGUGGAAUUUAAGUUUGAAAGUGAUGAUACAACAAUCUACUGGUAAGGUUGCGUAUGCUCAAGCAAAUAAACAGUUUGUGGAGUUUCUGUUUAGUUUCCUCUACAUCCCAUUGGUAGGAGUUGAGCAUCUUCUUGCCGGUAACACUUGUGUUAAGGCUAUAGACAACUUGUACCGGAGCACAUCCGACCUUGCAGAUAGCAAGCAUUUCAUUACCCCGGAUACGAAAAAGAGGCUAAUGACACCCAUUCUACCUCAUGGCUACAUUUCAGCACACUGCAUUUUCCCCCUCGCUGAAGAAUGCUUGCCUGCUGAGUACAAUGAUUAUCUGAACUUGUUAUCUUCGGUUAAGUUUCCCAAUGGGCAGGGAAGUUAUCUAAAAGGAUCCCCAACUUAUCACGUGGCGGAUGAUUUAACUGUUACGCCUUUCUGCUUUGCCUCGACACUUUCCUCUCUUAAAGAGCAGAAAAUCUCGAUAUCUGAUGUCAAAGAAGUGGAGAUGCAAAUAGGGCUGAAAGAGGCUUUGAGCAUACUGAAAGCCUCUCUUACUUCUUCUACUGCUCUCACUGAUGCUCUGAUGAUUCGCAAAUCACUCAAACAGCCAAAGAGAGAAGUGUGAUCCAUGCUUCCUGUAUAUAUGUUGCAAGUAUUGGCUUAUAUGUAUAGUAAUAGUUAUGGUGCUUCAUUUUUAUUUUAAUUAUGGAUCUUGAUUUUCCAUUCGUUUGGUUCUUUUUUCAAUAUGCAAAUACUAUCUUGGUUGUCAGAAAUAAUUUUUGGAAUAUAAACAUGAAUUUCUUGAAA
Messenger RNA from Salvia miltiorrhiza (redroot sage), 1593 nucleotides. RefSeq lists its product as uncharacterized. The coding region runs from base 2 to 1411 and encodes 469 amino acids. The transcript is spliced from 3 exons. The record is from RefSeq and is a predicted model, not a curated record. Lineage: Eukaryota; Viridiplantae; Streptophyta; Magnoliopsida; Lamiales; Lamiaceae.